UAUUUCCGCAUUAACGAAUCUUUUCGCACUUCUAAUGUUUCGAUUUAGUAAUUUAGUAGCGUUUAACCUGUUUAUUUACGUCAUUUUGAUUGAAACAGAAACAAACAAAUAUCGUACGAGCUUUGAAUGACUAUUCGUCAUCGACAGGUGAAUCAAAGAUAAAGUGAACAAAACAAUACAUAAUGGCACAGAAAGGUGGUUACCCUGGAAACCCUCCACCAUACUAUGCUGCACCUGGAGCUGCUGUGUACAACAUUCCAAACGCAGGCCAGAAUGUGACCAUUGUACAAGGACAGCCCCAUGUGGUCACUAAAUCAUCUCGAGGAUUAUUUGGUCAAAUCGGACAUGAGAUAAAUUUGUUGGGAAAGACAAUCAGUCGAGAAGUGGACUGGACUGCUGAUCAGAUCAACAAAAGUUUAGCUACAACUGCACAGGGAAAUAUUUUGAAUUUGUUCCAAUCUGGAAAUGUUAUACAGUUGGUUUCUCGGAGUUCUGGCCGAAGUUUAGAGAUUGUGCAGGGACCUGCAUCACUUAUUGUUGACGGCCUAGGACAGGACAAUGCACCAAAUGCAACAUGGACAGUUGUAAAUGAAGGAGGUAAUCAAGUUAGACUUCAUAAUAACAACAACUUCCUUGCAAUCAUCAAUGGAGCCACAGUAUUGAUAAAUAUGCCUCCAGGAACAAUGCAUGGUAUAGAGACAAAGUUUCAGUUAACACAGAGACUGCAGUUUGUUCAUCUCGAGUCCAUGAAAGAAAGAGGCAAACAUAUUGGCAUUCUGCCAAGCGGUUUGCUGAAAGCAGCACUAGCUACCGGGAAGGAAGAUCAUUCCAUGUUUGGUGUUCGCCUUAUAUAUUCUCCGUAUGGUGUAGCUGCUGCUGGGAAACACUGAAUGUUGUGUUAUAUCGAACAUGCUGAAACAGUGACUCUUUUAUCAGUGUGUGAGGCGGGUGGUUAUGUAGUGACUUUGAUUUCUAUUCUAAUAAAGAAAAUCAUUUAUCCAAAUUUUAUCUCAUUUUUGAGAACUACCAUUGAUUUAUUACUGUCAUUUUCUUACAUAUUCUAUGU
Molecule: messenger RNA, 1066 nt
Organism: Ruditapes philippinarum (Manila clam)
Lineage: Eukaryota; Metazoa; Mollusca; Bivalvia; Venerida; Veneridae
Exons: 8
Coding region: 183-890 (235 amino acids)
Source: RefSeq, a predicted model, not a curated record